UUAAACAAAAUCUGUUUUAAAUUAUCCGCGUGUAGCGCCCUCAUUUCAGUUUCGGUCGCGCAUGAUCAUAGUCGCCAUUUUGUGUUUGUGAAACAUUUGCAGCUGUCAUUUGUCAUAUUCCUUUUCGAUUGGAGGUGCAAGAAGCACGUUUCAAAGAUGCAAAUUUUCGUGAAGACCCUCACGGGUAAAACCAUCACGCUUGAGGUUGAGCCCUCUGACACAAUCGAAAAUGUCAAGGCUAAGAUCCAAGACAAAGAGGGAAUCCCUCCAGAUCAGCAGCGUUUGAUCUUCGCUGGCAAACAAUUGGAAGAUGGACGCACGCUCUCCGACUACAACAUCCAGAAGGAGUCCACUCUCCACUUGGUGCUGCGUCUGCGAGGUGGUAUCAUCGAACCAUCUCUGCGCAUCUUGGCCCAGAAAUACAACUGCGACAAGAUGAUCUGCCGCAAAUGCUACGCUAGGCUGCAUCCACGUGCGACCAACUGCCGUAAGACCAAGUGCGGACACACCAACAACUUGCGCCCCAAGAAGAAGUUGAAGUAGAUACAAAACUUUUUUCCAGCAAGAUGCAGCACUUGCUGCUGCAUCAGAUUAUUAUUUUGCACUCAAGAUUGGAAUAUUACAAGCUGAAUAAAAGCGGUUAACAUCUGAAAUGGUAAAAAUGGCUGAACAUAAAUAAAUUGACCAUCCUUUUAA
Molecule: messenger RNA, 696 nt
Organism: Dalotia coriaria
Lineage: Eukaryota; Metazoa; Arthropoda; Insecta; Coleoptera; Staphylinidae
Gene: RpL40
Product: ribosomal protein L40
Exons: 2
Coding region: 157-543 (128 amino acids)
Biological process (GO): protein ubiquitination; modification-dependent protein catabolic process; translation
Cellular component (GO): cytoplasm; nucleus; ribosome
Molecular function (GO): protein tag activity; RNA binding; structural constituent of ribosome
Source: RefSeq, a predicted model, not a curated record